Eutrema salsugineum is the source of this 897-nucleotide messenger RNA. Its product is annotated as ras-related protein RABH1c. The record is from RefSeq and is a predicted model, not a curated record. Gene Ontology annotation, molecular function: GTP binding; GTPase activity. NCBI's taxonomy places the organism in Eukaryota, Viridiplantae, Streptophyta, Magnoliopsida, Brassicales, Brassicaceae. Bases 194 to 835 code for a protein of 213 amino acids. The transcript has 6 exons.
AUUUGAUCGGUGUUGCAAACUCUUGGCGCGUGGCGAAAGGAGAUAUCAGCUUUGUGUGCGACCGCGUCUUCGUCGUCGUCGUGCUCGCCUUCUCUUUCUUUCUUUUCGAAAGCUAAGAAGAAGAAAUCUGCUCUAAUUUCGGAUCUCUACCACUUUCUUUCUCUUUUCCAUUUCCUUGUCCUUUCUCCUUCAAAUGGCGGCGGUUUCUGCUUUGGCCAAGUUUAAGCUGGUGUUCUUAGGUGAUCAAUCUGUCGGAAAAACCAGCAUCAUCACCCGUUUCAUGUAUGAUAAAUUCGAUACCACUUACCAGCCUACCAUUGGGAUUGAUUUUCUGUCGAAAACAAUGUACCUCGAAGAUCGAACAGUUCGUUUGCAGCUAUGGGAUACGGCUGGGCAAGAAAGAUUCAGGAGUCUAAUCCCAAGUUACAUCAGAGAUUCUUCUGUUGCCAUAGUUGUAUAUGAUGUAGCCAAUAGGCAAACGUUUCUGAAUAUAUCGAAAUGGAUCGAUGAUGUACACAGAGAAAGAGGUUCAGGGGACGUUAUUAUUGUUCUUGUUGGAAACAAAACUGAUCUUGUUGAGAAAAGGCAAGUAUCGAUCAGUGAAGGGGAAGACAAGGGUAAAGAGCAUGGAGUGAUGUUCAUCGAAACCAGCGCGAAAGAAAAUUUCAACAUUAAGGCUUUGUUCCGGAAGAUUGCUGCAGCAUUACCUGGGAUGGAUUCAUAUUCAUCGGCGACAAAAUCAGAGGACAUGGUCGAUGUGAACCUAAAGACCACUUCAAAUUCAUCGCAAGGUGAGCAACAAGGAGGAGGUGGUGGAGGAGGCUGUUCUUGUUGAUUCAAAAAUAAACAUUUUCUGUUUAAGAAACAUAUUCUGUGAACCAAAGAACCAAAAAAAAA